AUGUUUCGUGCUACACCUGCACGACUCUUGCCAAGCGAUGGUUUCGAUCGCCAGGCCAAAGUUGGUUUCAAGCUGGAACUGGCCGACCGUUACCCUUCCGCAGGUGUUAGUUUCCUGUAUCGCGCCUUCGUCAUCUCCCCUACCCUCCAGUCGUUCGUCCGCUUUCCACUCCCCUCCCACCUUCGCAGGUCUCUCUCUCUCCCCCCGUCACCAUCUCUUUCUCCCCUCGCGCAUGCAUUCGUCGGCCCAUCGCUCACCGCGUCGUCUUUAGCUCCCGUCGCCUUAGCGCUCUCCCUCUCGUCGCAUGCGCGCUCUCCCUCCCGUCGCCUUAGCGCACACUCUACGCGCUCUCCAUUUCGUCGCCUUAGCGCUCUCCAUUUCGUCGCCUUCGUGCUCUCUCUCCCGUCGCCUUCGCGCUCUCCAUCCCGUCGCCCUUGCAAUCUCCCCUCCCAUCCGGUCGUUCCUCCCUCCCCUCGCCAUCGCGCUCACGUUCCUCCCCUCCCCUCGCCAUCGCGCUCACGUUCCUCCCCUCCCCUCUCCAUCGCGCUCACGUUCCUCCCCUCCCCUCGCCAUCGCGCUCACGUUCCUCCCCUCCCCUCGCCAUCGCGCUCACGUUCCUCCCCUCCCCUCGCCAUCGCGCUCACGUUCCUCCCCUCCCCUCGCCGUCGCGCUCACGUUCCUCCCUCCCCUCGCCAUCGCGCUCACGUUCCUCCCCUCCCCUCGCCAUCGCGCUCACGUUCUUCCCCUCCCCUCGCCAUCGCGCUCACGUUCCUCCCCUCCCCUCUCCAUCGCGCUCACGUUCCUCCCCUCCCCUCGCCAUCGCGCUCACGUUCCUCCCCUCCCCUCGCCAUCGCGCUCACGUUCCUCCCCUCCCCUCGCCAUCGCGCUCACGUUCCUCCCCUCCCCUCGCCGUCGCGCUCACGUUCCUCCCUCCCCUCGCCAUCGCGCUCACGUUCCUCCCCUCCCCUCUCCAUCGCGCUCACGUUCCUCCCCUCCCCUCGCCAUCGCGCUCACGUUCCUCCCCUCCCCUCGCCAUCGCGCUCACGUUCCUCCCCUCCCCUCGCCAUCGCGCUCACGUUCCUCCCCUCCCCUCGCCGUCGCGCUCACGUUCCUCCCUCCCCUCGCCAUCGCGCUCACGUUCCUCCCCUCCCCUCGCCAUCGCGCUCACGUUCCUCCCCUCCCCUCGCCAUCGCGCUCACGUUCCUCCCCUCCCCUCUCCAUCGCGCUCACGUUCCUCCCCUCCCCUCGCCAUCGCGCUCACGUUCCUCCCCUCCCCUCGCCAUCGCGCUCACGUUCCUCCCCUCCCCUCGCCAUCGCGCUCACGUUCCUCCCCUCCCCUCGCCGUCGCGCUCACGUUCCUCCCUCCCCUCGCCAUCGCGCUCACGUUCCUCCCCUCCCCUCGCCAUCGCGCUCACGUUCCUCCCUUCCCCUCGCCAUCGCGCUAUCGUUCCUCCCCUCCCCUCGCCAUCGCGCUCACGUUCCUCCCCUCCCCUCGCCAUCGCGCUCACGUUCCUCCCCUCCCCUCGCCAUCGCGCUCACGUUCCUCCCCUCCCCUCGCCAUCGCGCUCACGUUCCUCCCCUCCCCUCGCCGUCGCGCUCACGUUCCUCCCUCCCCUCGCCAUCGCGCUCACGUUCCUCCCCUCCCCUCGCCAUCGCGCUCACGUUCCUCCCCUCCCCUCGCCAUCGCGCUAUCGUUCCUCCCCUCCCCUCGCCAUCGCGCUCACGUUCCUCCCCUCCCCUCGCCAUCGCGCUCACGUUCCUCCCCUCCCCUCGCCAUCGCGCUCACGUUCCUCCCCUCCCCUCGCCAUCGCGCUCAAGUUCCUCCCUCCCCUCGCCAUCGCGCUCACGUUCCACCCCUCCCCUCGCCAUCGCGCUCACGUUCCUCCCCUCCCCUCGCCAUCGCGCUCACGUUCCUCCCCUCCCCUCGCCGUCGCGCUCACGUUCCUCCCUCCCCUCGCCAUCGCGCUCACGUUCCUCCCCUCCCCUCUCCAUCGCGCUCACGUUCCUCCCCUCCCCUCGCCAUCGCGCUCACGUUCCUCCCCUCCCCUCGCCAUCGCGCUCACGUUCCUCCCCUCCCCUCGCCAUCGCGCUCACGUUCCUCCCCUCCCCUCGCCGUCGCGCUCACGUUCCUCCCUCCCCUCGCCAUCGCGCUCACGUUCCUCCCCUCCCCUCGCCAUCGCGCUCACGUUCCUCCCCUCCCCUCGCCAUCGCGCUCACGUUCCUCCCCUCCCCUCUCCAUCGCGCUCACGUUCCUCCCCUCCCCUCGCCAUCGCGCUCACGUUCCUCCCCUCCCCUCGCCAUCGCGCUCACGUUCCUCCCCUCCCCUCGCCAUCGCGCUCACGUUCCUCCCCUCCCCUCGCCGUCGCGCUCACGUUCCUCCCUCCCCUCGCCAUCGCGCUCACGUUCCUCCCCUCCCCUCGCCAUCGCGCUCACGUUCCUCCCCUCCCCUCGCCAUCGCGCUAUCGUUCCUCCCCUCCCCUCGCCAUCGCGCUCACGUUCCUCCCCUCCCCUCGCCAUCGCGCUCACGUUCCUCCCCUCCCCUCGCCAUCGCGCUCACGUUCCUCCCCUCCCCUCGCCAUCGCGCUCAAGUUCCUCCCUCCCCUCGCCAUCGCGCUCACGUUCCACCCCUCCCCUCGCCAUCGCGCUCACGUUCCUCCCCUCCCCUCGCCAUCGCGCUCACGUUCCUCCCCUCCCCUCGCCGUCGCGCUCACGUUCCUCCCUCCCCUCGCCAUCGCGCUCACGUUCCUCCCCUCCCCUCUCCAUCGCGCUCACGUUCCUCCCCUCCCCUCGCCAUCGCGCUCACGUUCCUCCCCUCCCCUCGCCAUCGCGCUCACGUUCCUCCCCUCCCCUCGCCAUCGCGCUCACGUUCCUCCCCUCCCCUCGCCGUCGCGCUCACGUUCCUCCCUCCCCUCGCCAUCGCGCUCACGUUCCUCCCCUCCCCUCGCCAUCGCGCUCACGUUCCUCCCCUCCCCUCGCCAUCGCGCUCACGUUCCUCCCCUCCCCUCUCCAUCGCGCUCACGUUCCUCCCCUCCCCUCGCCAUCGCGCUCACGUUCCUCCCCUCCCCUCGCCAUCGCGCUCACGUUCCUCCCCUCCCCUCGCCAUCGCGCUCACGUUCCUCCCCUCCCCUCGCCGUCGCGCUCACGUUCCUCCCUCCCCUCGCCAUCGCGCUCACGUUCCUCCCCUCCCCUCGCCAUCGCGCUCACGUUCCUCCCCUCCCCUCGCCAUCGCGCUAUCGUUCCUCCCCUCCCCUCGCCAUCGCGCUCACGUUCCUCCCCUCCCCUCGCCAUCGCGCUCACGUUCCUCCCCUCCCCUCGCCAUCGCGCUCACGUUCCUCCCCUCCCCUCGCCAUCGCGCUCACGUUCCUCCCCUCCCCUCGCCAUCGCGCUCACGUUCCCCCCCUCCCCUCGCCAUCGCGCUCACGUUCCUCCCCUCCCCUCGCCAUCGCGCUCAAGUUCCUCCCUCCCCUCGCCAUCGCGCUCACGUUCCACCUCUCCCCUCCCAUCCCGUCGUUCGCCUCCUCUUCCCUCCCAUCCCGUCGUUCGCCUCCUCUCCCCUCCCAUCCCGUCGUUCGCCUCCUCUCCCCUCGCAUCCCGUCGUUCGCCUCCUCUCCCCUCCCAUCCCGUCGUUCGCCUCCUCUCCCCUCCCAUCCCGUCGUUCGCCUCCUCUCCCCUCCCAUCCCGUCGUUCGCCUCCUCUCCCCUCCCAUCCCGUCGUUCGCCUCCUCUCCCCUCCCAUCCCGUCGUUCGCCUCCUCUCCCCUCCCAUCCUGUCGUUCGCCUCCUCUCCCCUCCCAUCCCGUCGUUCGCCUCCUCUCUCCUCUUUCUUCUCGUCGCUCCUCCGCUCUCCCCUCGCUGGCCGUUGUUCCUCUAUCCGUUGGUGA
Closterium sp. Yama58-4 is the source of this 3879-nucleotide messenger RNA. The record is from the annotation of a GenBank genome assembly. NCBI's taxonomy places the organism in Eukaryota, Viridiplantae, Streptophyta, Zygnematophyceae, Desmidiales, Closteriaceae.